AUGGCUGAACCUUUAUCCUUUGCGGCGAGUAUUAUCGCUAUUGUGCAGGCCACGCAAGCUGCUGGUCAGGCUUUUAUUGCGAUUUAUAACUUUUAUGGCGAUAUAAAAAAUUCGCCUGAAACUACCAGGAAGCUUGCGGCUGAGAUCCAAUCUCUUGGAGAAAUCCUCAAUCAAAUGAAAACAUAUGGGGAAGAAAACAAACAAUCGACAGCAAUACAGAAUCUGGAAGAAAAUCUAAAGAAUUGUUCUAAGUUGCUAGAGAAAUUACAGGCAAUGCUUUACACGGCUCAGAAGGUAUCAAAGCUGGACAAGAUGUGGAGAAGACUUAAACAAGCAUUCAACAAAAAGGAUAUUGCGGAUAUCAUAUCCCAAAUUCAGAGUUAUAAGAAAACAUUCAGUCUUGGCUUGGCCGUGGAGAAUAUAUCCAUUGCAAGAAACGUCGAGGCACGUGUUCAGCAUAUCGCUCAGGAACAACAUGUCGAUAGAAUAAACGCAAUGAAAGGCCAUUCAGAGGAGAGAUGGAAGAAGAUCCUUCAUUGGGUUUUCGCGGGAUCUACUAGUAAAAAACACACUGAUAUCACAAAGAGAAGGCGAAAAGGGACCGGAAAAUGGUUUUUACAGACUCCGGGGGUUCAAAACUGGAUUACUGAUCCAGAUUCACCAAUUGUUUGGGGACACGGUAUUCCUGGUUCCGGAAAGACGUUUUUGAGCUCUGCUGUAAUCGACCAUGUCGAAAACGAAGAUCUAUUUCCGACGCCAGAAAACGGAGUCGCCCAUAUAUACUUUGAUUACAAAGACCAGGAACAACAGAAAGCUGUCGAUGUUCUCUCCAGCUUGGUGAAACAGCUUGCUUACCAAUUGCCAUUCCCGCUCAAAGAACUUGAGGAAUUAUAUAAAAAGAAAGAAUCCAAAGAUAGAAGGCCUACGACCGAGGAGCUAUUUACUAUUCUCCUCAUAAUCUUCACAUCCUUUAAUCGUGUCUUUCUUAUCUUCGAUGCACUGGACGAGUCCGAUCAGCGCAAAGAGAUUCUUCCACUAAUUCAGCGUAUGUCAAUGAAAAACGUAAAUGUGCUUGUUACCAGUAGGCCUUACCCAGAAGACAUUCAGGCGUUGUUUGGGCACAACACCGUAAAGUUAGAAAUCCUCGCGAAGGAAGAGGACAUUGUCAAAUAUAUCGGGGAAAAGAUCGAUGAGAACCCUCGAGCAAAGCGGCUCGUCGAACUUGGAGAUUGUCGGGAAAAAAUCAUUUCCGAACUUGUGGACUGCGCUAAGGGAAUGUUUUUGCUCGUUCAUUUCCAUGUAAAUUAUGAAGUUUUUGAAGAGAACUGGGAGAUACAAAUCAUCGAAGAAUUGGAAAAGUGGGAGGCUUUGUGCAUAGCAUGCCGCAUCGGACAUCACGGCUCCGUUAAGAUUUUGAUCGAUGACGGAGCAGAGGUUCUAAAAUCAGACAGAUUAGGACGUACUCCUCUAUACUUCUCAGUGCACACCGGAAGCACACUGAUUACCCAGCUAUUGCUCGAUGUUGGCGCGGAGAUUUCAACCCAAACAUUGAACGAUCAACGGACACCCCUAAUUGAAGGAGUAAGAAAUGGUCAUCUACCAAUUGCCCAAAUACUACUCGACAAUGGAGCCAAUGCUGGGGCUCAAGAUCAAUAUGGUUGGACAGCAUUGCACCAUGCGGCAUGUGAAGGGUACUGUGAAAUCGUACAACUCCUCAUCAACAAUCAUGGUGUGGAAAUAUCAGCUCAAGAAGAAGAUGGCUGGACAGCACUACAUCUUGCAGCACACAAUGGACACCUGCCAGUCGUCCAGCUCCUGCUCGACAAGGGCGCCGAUGUCUCGGACCGAAAUAAGAAUGGUGCUUCAGUCUUAUACAUCGCGGCACAAAUGGGACACCUGCCAGUCGUCCAGCUCCUGCUCGACAAGGGCGCCGAUGUCUCGGACCGAAUGAAGAAUGGUGCUUCAGUCUUAUACAUCGCGGCACAAAUGGGACACCUGCCAGUCGUCCAGCUCCUGCUCGACAAGGGCGCCGAUGUCUCGGACCGAAAGAAGAAUGGUGCUUCAGUCUUAUACAUCGCGGCACAAAAUGGACACCUGCCAGUCGUCCAGCUCCUGCUCGACAAGGGCGCCGAUGUCUCGGACCGAAUGAAUGAUGGUGCUUCAGUCUUAUACAUCGCGGCACAAAUGGGACACCUGCCAGUCGUCCAGCUCCUGCUCGACAAGGGCGCCGAUGUCUCGGACCGAAAUAAGAAUGGUGCUUCAGUCUUAUACAUCGCGGCAGAAAUGGGACACCUGCUAGUCGUCCAGCUCCUGCUCGACAAGGGCGCCGAUGUCUCGGACCGAAAGAAGAAUGGUGUUUCACCAUUAUACAUCGCGGCAGAAAUGGGACACCUGCCAGUCGUCCAGCUCCUGCUCGACAAGGGCGCCGAUGUCUCGGACCGAGAUAAUGAUGGUUUUUCACCAUUAUACAUCGCGGCAGAAAUGGGACACCUGCCAGUCGUCCAGCUCCUGCUCGACAAGGGCGCCGAUGUCUCGGACCGAGAUAAUGAUGGUUUUUCACCAUUAUACAUCGCGGCAGAAAUGGGACACCUGCCAGUCGUCCAGCUCCUGCUCGACAAGGGCGCCGAUGUCUCGGACCGAAAUAAGAAUGGUGCUUCAGUCUUAUUCAUCGCGGCAGAAAUGGGACACCUGCUAGUCGUCCAGCUCCUGCUCGACAAGGGCGCCGAUGUCUCGGACCGAAAGAAGAAUGGUGUUUCACCAUUAUACAUCGCGGCAGAAAUGGGACACCUGCCAGUCGUCCAGCUCCUGCUCGACAAGGGCGCCGAUGUCUCGGACCGAAAUAAGAAUGGUGCUUCAGUCUUAUACAUCGCGGCACAAAUGGGACACCUGCCAGUCGUCCAGCUCCUGCUCGACAAGGGCGCCGAUGUCUCGGACCGAAAUAAGAAUGGUGCUUCAGUCUUAUACAUCGCGGCACACCAGGGACACCUGCCAGUCGUCCAGCUCCUGCUCGACAAGGGCGCCGAUGUCUCGGACCGAAAUAAGAAUGGUGCUUCAGUCUUAUACAUCGCGGCACACCAGGGACACCUGCCAGUCGUCCAGCUCCUGCUCGACAAGGGCGCUGAUGUUUCGGACCUAACCAAUGAUGGUUGGUCAGUCCUACACACUGCGGCACAACAUGGACACCUACCAGUCGUCCAGCUAUUGCUUGAGUAUGGUGCCGACAUGCUAGUUCAAGGCCCGGGCGGAACAACAGCGUUGCGUCUCGCAAAAUCAAAAUCUAUGACUCAACUCCUCACUCCAAAAGCGAACCAGGAAAAGAGUGAUGAUGAUAGGGACGAAGAAGAGGCCCCGUGA
Messenger RNA from Morchella sextelata, 3354 nucleotides. RefSeq lists its product as uncharacterized. Gene Ontology annotation, biological process: cell surface receptor signaling pathway; proteolysis. Bases 1 to 3354 code for a protein of 1117 amino acids. NCBI's taxonomy places the organism in Eukaryota, Fungi, Ascomycota, Pezizomycetes, Pezizales, Morchellaceae. Gene Ontology annotation, molecular function: aspartic-type endopeptidase activity; protein binding. The transcript has 9 exons. The record is from RefSeq and is a predicted model, not a curated record.